UGCUUUCGUGGGGGUGUUCAUAUCUCGCAGAGCGACCCUUCCUCUUCAGCUUUAAUGGCGUUGGAAAUUACACGAACUGCACUCGACGCUACCCAGUAAUCGUAUGAAAUUCUUCAAUCUUUGCAUGCCUUACCAACUGUUCGCGGAUAAAAUCCAAAUGUGAUGUUUAUUGAUGAAAUUGAAAUUUCCAUCACCAAAAACCAUCUUUAGUUAAACUUCUGAGCGAGACCCGAAUGGCUGAUGAUGGUAAUCUCGUAAUGGGAUGUGUUAUUGAACUGCUUUAAUCGAUAUCUUUAAUGGGUUUUCUGUUUCUGGGACUGCUUUGAUUGCUUGGUGUCAGCUUUUUGAUUUUUUCCGGUGGUAUCGGUUGGUUUGUUUUUAUUUUCGGCGUGUGAAGGCGUUGAGACAGGGGACAAGAUGAGAGAGAACGUGAAGCAUGACGAAGAACUUGAGAAGCUGUUAGAUGAGAUCCCCCAGAUUACUUCCUUUAAUCAUCUUCAUCAGCAACCACAUGGUUAUGGUGAGGAUCACAGACAGGCUAUUCAUGGAAUGUAUGAUAUGUAUGAUGAUGAUCCGUUUACUCAUAUGACUAAGUAUCCAUGUGUUUCAUCCCCUAUCAGUGGUUUGUCUCUGCUAUCAGAUGGGUCCUCCUCAAGCCCGUUCUCUGGUAGGUAUCCCUCUUCUGAAAAUGGAUCACCAACGCCACUCCCGUUGGAGGAUUUCAAAUCCCCUAUAUCUUGUUGGAGUUUUAAUUAUCCCAAAAGAUCCUGCUUGGAUUCCAAAAUGUCUGAUUUAACUGUUAGGAAGAAGGAUAAUGAACACCUGGUUGAUGAACUAGACCUCUGUACCAAUUUGAGAAGAAUGCAUUUUAACAGCCAACAUGAGAAGUCUUGUAAUUUGGAAGAUACAUCAGUAGGCACAAAUGGGCUUCCUUUUCGUGACUGUUUGGAUGGAAAUAAUCCCAUCAAUGUUUAUAAACAAGAGGAAUAUAACAAUGUCGGGAGAGCAUUUCUUAACCGUAAGGGAGUUGAAUCCCCUUUUCCUAGUAGUCCUGUUGGUCCUAUGAGUCCUGAUUCUGAAGCAGACGUAGCAUUUCCAGGAUUUCCCCGGGACCAUAAGAUGACCGGUUUAUUUGGAGCACGACACUGUUCCAGAAGGCCUGAGACUAUGAUAUUGCAAUCAAAUGACUUUAGAAGUUCAAUGGAUUCUUCUAGGCACAGAGGACAGCUGAUAAAUAACUGCUGUUAUGGAGACAAUCUGGUACUAGAUCUUACUGCUUCUUUGAAUGGCCACCCUAUGGUUGAUACUUCACCUUAUCUAAAUCAAAAUGGAAUGAGUUUGAUGCAAGAAAGGAGCACGUCAAGAUUUCCAAAUUCUCCCGUUCGUUCUAAUUUAAGGCCAUACUUGAGUGCUCAAAAUUUACAGCAGUAUAACCUUCCUAUGUCUAGUAGAAGAGCUUUUCCCCUUUCAAACACAAGAAUUUCACAAGCAGGUCUAGAUGAUAUUACAAGUGAGGGGAGCUUCAUCAUCCAAGGUGAGGGUUUAAAUUAUGUCACUAGCAAGGGGUUUGAUCAUCCUAGGGGUCAGAGUAAGGGUGCUUUGCGUGACACUGGCUAUAAAAAGCAUCUUCGCAAGUCAGAGCCAGAUAUCCACCGCCUGGUUUUGGGACAUCGUGACAUCCCUCCGAGUGCUAGGACUGAUUGCUCAUCCCCUUUACUACCCAAGUGUAAUUCCCUAGCAGAAGCUAGAGGGUACAUUUAUUUAAUUGCCAAAGAUCAGCAAGGCUGUAGAUUUCUGCAAAGAAUGUUUGUUGAGGGUACCCCAGAAGAUUUUCAAGUAAUAUUCAAUGAGAUCAUCAAUCAUGUUGAUGAACUUAUGGUAAAUCCUUUUGGAAAUUACCUUAUGCAGAAGUUGUUGGAUGUGUGUACUGAAGAACAGAGGAUGCAGAUCAUACUCAUGGUUACUCUAGAACCAAGACAGCUUGUCAGAAUCUCUUUAAACACUCAUGGCACCCGUGUGAUACAGAAGCUAAUCGAGACUCUCAAAACAAGACAGCAAAUUUCAUUAGUUGUGUCAGCCCUUGAACCAGGAUUCUUGGCGCUUAUCAAAGAUCUAAAUGGAAAUCAUGUGAUUCAGCGAUGUUUGCAGUUCCUAAGCAAUGAAGAUAACAAAUUUAUAUUUGUUGCUGCCGCAAAGUAUUGCAUCGAGAUUGCAACUCAUCAACACGGAUGUUGUGUUCUGCAAAGAUGCAUUAAUCAUUCAAGCGGGCAGCAUCGUGAAAGACUGAUUGCAGAAAUAUCUGCUAAUGCUCUUCGGCUAGCUCAAGAUCAAUAUGGAAAUUAUGUUGUCCAAUAUAUCUUAGACUUACGGAAUCCAUAUGCCACUGCUACUAUAAUUUCUCAAUUUGAAGGUCAUUAUGUGCACAUGUCAAUGGAGAAAUUCAGUAGUCACGUGGUUGAAAAAUGUCUUGCUGUAUUCAAUGAUGAGAACCGGUCAAGAGUCAUCAGUGAACUGCUCUCUGCUCCACACUUUGAACAGCUGCUUCAAGACCCACAUGCAAACUAUGUUGUUCAGUCAGCUCUUCGAAAUUCUGAGGGUCAUGUGCAUAAUGCACUGGUUGAAGCGAUAGAGUCCCACAAAGCCGUUUCGCGAAAUAGUCCGUACUCCAAGAAGAUUUUCUCGCAGAAGCUCUUGAAGAAGUGAUGUACAUUCUCCCCUAAUGCUAGAAGAAGUGUUGUUGUAGUUCAACAUUACCAAAGCUGCAUCAUGCCACUACAAUUAUAAUAUAUGCAUUCUAUGUUUAUUUAACUUUAAGUUGAUACUGAUCAUAACCAUACAAAGGACUAGCUCUUUUAAAGAAGUGCUUACCCUUCUGGUCAGCUGUGUCUGGGAUAAAAAAAAAAAAAAAAAGAGGCUAAGACGAUUUUACUCCUAUAGUUAAGUUUCUCGACAUGCUUUUGUAUUGUCUUGUAUUUUAACAUUUUGAAUAUGAUCAUCCUGUUAAUUAUGAUAUUAUCACUGUACUGAGACUGUACAGUGUAUAGAACGUUAGGACGUUUUAGCUGUUACUGUAUAAAGUACUAUGAGGAGACUCUCUCAUAAUAACUCACUUUAUUUUGUGGGCAA
Molecule: messenger RNA, 3126 nt
Organism: Prosopis cineraria
Lineage: Eukaryota; Viridiplantae; Streptophyta; Magnoliopsida; Fabales; Fabaceae
Product: putative pumilio homolog 7, chloroplastic
Exons: 5
Coding region: 418-2703 (761 amino acids)
Biological process (GO): post-transcriptional regulation of gene expression
Cellular component (GO): cytoplasm
Molecular function (GO): mRNA binding
Source: RefSeq, a predicted model, not a curated record